Messenger RNA from Sinocyclocheilus anshuiensis, 1103 nucleotides. Its product is annotated as gastrula zinc finger protein XlCGF49.1-like. The coding region runs from base 176 to 1012 and encodes 278 amino acids. Gene Ontology annotation, biological process: regulation of transcription by RNA polymerase II. The transcript has 2 exons. Lineage: Eukaryota; Metazoa; Chordata; Actinopteri; Cypriniformes; Cyprinidae. Gene Ontology annotation, molecular function: RNA polymerase II cis-regulatory region sequence-specific DNA binding; DNA-binding transcription factor activity. The record is from RefSeq and is a predicted model, not a curated record.
UUUCACCCUCUCUGUUGUUUUGUCUUGAAACUGUUAGAAAUGCACCUUCUGUGAAUAGAAAAAUACAGUUUUUGAGUCAGGUCAGUAAAUAACAGGAAUAUUCUCAUCCUGACAGUCGUGACUAAGUUCUGCAGCCAGCAGGAAUAUCUGGAGGAGUUUCAUCUGAACUGAGAAGAUGGUGUUUGUUAAAGAAGAGAGUGAAGAGAACACGAUUAAACCAGAACCCCGGAGAGUAAAACACGAGGAACCAGAACACUGCAGAAUAAAACACGAGGAACAAGGAGAGUUUAUUGAAGAAAGUGAGGAGAAUGAAGAAGUUGUCAGACCUGGAGAAAAACCCUCGAGUUGCUCUCAAAGCAAACGGAGACAUGUAAAGAAAAAGAGAACGGAUAAAUCUAUCACCUGCACUCAGUGUGGAAUGGGUUUCGCAUACAAAUAUAGUCUUGAUGCUCACAUGAGAGUUCACACCGGAGAGAGACCGUACACUUGUGAUCAAUGCGGGAAGAGCUUCACACUGAAAGGAAACCUAACGGGACACAUGAGAGUUCAUUCUGGAGAGAAGCCGUUCACUUGUGAUCAAUGCGGGAAGAGCUUCACACAGUCAUCAACUCUUAAGUUACACAUGAACAUCCACACUAGAGAGAAACUGCACACAUGUGAUCGAUGCGGCAGAACGUUUCUGUGGCCUUCAGACCUGAAGAAGCACCUGAGAGUUCAUACGAAGGAGAAGCCGCAUUCAUGCUCUGUGUGUGGAAAGAGUUUUUCACGUCUGGAACAUCUGAAAAAUCAUCAGCGAAUACACACUGGUGUGAGAGAGUACUUGUGCUUUGAGUGUGAGAAGACUUUUAAAUCUGCCGAGUGUUUAAAACGGCACGAGAGGAUCCACACUGGAGAGAAACCUCACAAGUGUUCACACUGUGACAAGACAUUCAGUCGGUCAGGAGAUCUGAUAAGACACGAGAGAAAUCACACUGGAGACAAAACCCUACAAGUGUGUGACAAGCGCGUUUAGAAAACGAUAUACUGUCAUGUAGCUUUGCGACUGAUUCUUCUGUGCUUCUCUUGUAAGUAGGGAUCGUACCUGAGCCUGGUAUUAAACAAGC